AUGAAGCAAACCUACUAUGUUAGUAUGGGUCCUAUGGGCUAUAUAAGCCAAGAAAAAUCUGAAAUGACAGUUUGGCGUGGCCACGCCCAAUUUUCCAUGAAAGUCAAGAUCGCGAGGGUCAGAAACACACCCUUUGGUAGAGAGCUCUCGCGACAGAUGGUGUUGUGCCGAGUGUGCCCAUUUGGCAGAAACGAGUCACUAGACCCUAUCGACAUGGUUUAUCAGCACUGCCUACUACUUCUCAGAAGACUAGCGCCGCAGACGUCACUCCAGGACCUCAGCCUAGAGUGCUUUCUUCAUUCGCCUACCGACCACUUAGAGCUUGUCGACGCGGACAAUGCUGAAGAUAUACGCAUCGAGGGGGAGCAUGAAGUUGUGUACACGCCGUCAUUCUCUAUGUCACCUAUGCGCACCGCCGACUUGCCUGAAUCAUGCAAAGCAAUCCGUCACAUACAGGCAUGCAGGACCUGCAUAAUGCCUACUAACGACGAGGGGCAAUCUCUCACUUCAGUCCAGGGAAAGAUUAUGACGGGCGAAGGGGUCUUGAUGUAUUUCAAACCGCGAAUAGAUUUUCGUGAACCAGAAUUCGAGCAUGAGCUCCGGAUUAUGUCACGUAUUGACGAAGCUGGUCUAAGAGCCCGGAUCAAAGUCCCCAGACUGCAUGGUAUCGUGGUUUCAGGCGAGAACGGAGAAACAACCAUAGGACUUCUGAUGACCAUGAUCACCUCAUCUGGAAUGGGACCAACUUGGAAAGCCCAGGCCUCCAGAGCAAGGUUGCGUUACACAAAAAUUGGGAACAGCAAGUCACUGCCACCGUACAGGAGCUGCAUGCCCAUGGGCGCAGGCGCUUUGAAAAUCCUCUUAGACGACGAGAGACGCGAGACUGUCGAGGGUGACGAGCAGGGUUUAACGAGGCUGUUCCAGGAAUGGCUACCGAGUCACGCUCAGCCCCACGAGGAAGGUCCGUAUACCACCUGGACGCAAAGAAUGGCACAACUUUCUGAAUAG
This is a messenger RNA of Cucurbitaria berberidis CBS 394.84, 1008 nucleotides long. RefSeq lists its product as uncharacterized. Bases 1 to 1008 code for a protein of 335 amino acids. The transcript has 2 exons. The record is from RefSeq and is a predicted model, not a curated record. NCBI's taxonomy places the organism in Eukaryota, Fungi, Ascomycota, Dothideomycetes, Pleosporales, Cucurbitariaceae.